Messenger RNA from Spathaspora passalidarum NRRL Y-27907, 1002 nucleotides. RefSeq names its product rRNA-processing protein (gene SOF1). Gene Ontology annotation, biological process: maturation of SSU-rRNA from tricistronic rRNA transcript (SSU-rRNA, 5.8S rRNA, LSU-rRNA). The record is from RefSeq and is a predicted model, not a curated record. Gene Ontology annotation, molecular function: protein binding. Bases 1 to 1002 code for a protein of 333 amino acids. Lineage: Eukaryota; Fungi; Ascomycota; Pichiomycetes; Serinales; Debaryomycetaceae. Gene Ontology annotation, cellular component: nucleolus; small-subunit processome. The transcript is spliced from 2 exons.
AUGGCGAGGGAUUUCUCCAGCACUAGUCAAUUUGCCAGUGGGUCCGGUGAUGGGGUCAUCAAGUACUGGAACUUGACUUCGCGAGAUGAGAUUGCCAGCUUCAGAGCCCACGUUGGUAUGGUUAGCGGAUUGGUCGUGUGUAAAGAAGGCAAAAUGUUGAGUUGUGGUGAUGAUAAGACUAUUAAGUUAUGGAGUGUUGAUUCAGAGGAGUUUGAUAAGAAAGUAGGUGAUGAUGAGAUCUAUAGUGGAAGCCAAGGGUUGAUCAAGACCUUUGUGGGUGACGCUGCAUUCAAGGGGAUUGAUCGUCACCGCAACGACCCUAUUUUUGUCACUGGUGGUGCUACGAUUCAACUUUGGGACAUGAAUAGGUCGAAAUACACCAGUGAUUUAUCAUGGGGUGCCGAUAACGUGACUACAGUUAAGUUUAACCAGACUGAAACUAAUAUUAUUGCAUCUGCGGGGUCAGAUAAUUCCGUUGUGUUGUACGAUGUGAGAACAAACACCGCUAUUCAAAAGGUUGUUUUAAGUUUACGUACAAAUUCCAUCAGUUGGAACCCUAUGGAAGCAUUUAAUUUCGCAACCGGAAGUGAUGACCACAAUGCAUACCUCUGGGAUAUGCGUAAUUUGGGAAGAUCCUUGAAUGUUUAUAAAGACCAUGUUGCUGGUAUUAUGGAUGUGGACUUCUCGCCUACCGGUGAAGAAUUGGUUACUGGGUCAUACGACAAGACCAUUAGAAUUUUCAAAACCAGACUGGGCCAUUCGCGUGAUAUUUAUCAUACUAAGCGUAUGCAAAGAAUUUUUUGUGUAAAGUACAGCAGUGACGCAAGGUACAUAUUGUCUGGAUCUGACGAUACUAAUGUGAGAGUGUGGAGAGCCAACGCCUCGGAUAGAGCCAAUAUCAAGUCUGCCAGACAACGAUCUAAGAUGGAAUACGACAAUGCCUUGAAGGAAAGAUACAAGCAUAUGCCUGAGAUCAAGCGUAUUAGUAGACAUCUCCAAUGA